Naegleria fowleri is the source of this 1749-nucleotide messenger RNA. RefSeq lists its product as uncharacterized. The record is from RefSeq and is a predicted model, not a curated record. The transcript has 2 exons. Bases 1 to 1749 code for a protein of 582 amino acids. NCBI's taxonomy places the organism in Eukaryota, Heterolobosea, Eutetramitea, Acrasida, Naegleriidae. Gene Ontology annotation, cellular component: nucleus. Gene Ontology annotation, molecular function: ATP binding; cyclin-dependent protein serine/threonine kinase activity. Gene Ontology annotation, biological process: regulation of mitotic cell cycle; protein phosphorylation.
AUGUCUCCGUCAUCCACACCACACACGACAAAAAAGACAAUGGCUGAUUUGGCCCGAGCUGUAAACAGCCCUUCUCAUGAUUAUUUAUCUGACACACACACAACAAAGAGUAGCACUUACAGUAAUUCAAAGAUUAUUGGUAAUCAAUCAUCAUCAUCAUUUUCAUCAACAGCAAUACCAUUCCGAGCCGUUACACAACAACAUGAUCCCUCUAGCAUCAUUCACCACAGUAGGAAUUCUUUUUAUAAUUCUAAAAUGCAAAAUAAUAAUUUAUCAUCACCACCAUCUUCAUCAUCAACGAAUUCUGAAAAAAUCUUUAAUUGGAAAGAACAAAAAGCGUUAUUGGAUAAACCAUUUUACGGUUCAUGCCGAAGUGUCGAUGAAUUUGAAAAAAUUGAUAAAAUUUAUGAAGGAGUUUAUAAGGCUCGUGAUCGAAAAACAAAUGAAAUUGUUGCAUUGAAACGUCUAAAUAUUGAUCUUGCCUCUACUCAUGAAGAGGGUUUAUCUUUGGCAUAUAUUCGAGAGAUUGCAUAUUUACAAAAAUUUUGUAAUGAACUUGUGCAUGAAAAUGUGUUAUCUUUACGGGAGGUUGUGGUUGGACCAAAAUUAGACUCUAUAUUUAUUGUAUUGGAUUAUAUAGAAAAUGAUUUGACCACCCUCAUUCACAAGUCCAAGGAUUUUACAUUACGAGAAUCAGAAAUUAAAUCUAUCAUGCUUCAAAUUUUGGAAGGAUUGAAUUAUUUACAUGAAAAUUUAAUUAUUCACAGGGACAUGAAGCCAUCGAAUAUUCUAUAUGAUCGAGGGCGAGUGAAAUUGAUAGAUUUUGGAUUGGCAAGAUAUGACACCAAUUUUUUAGCAAACAUUAAUAAGGAACCUUACGAUAUGAAAAAUCAAGCACGUACUUCUUCGAGUUGUGACAGCUCUUCUUCAAAACUCGAUCCCAUUAUCGACUUUUAUUUAAAAAAGACGCCAAAUCUGGUGACACUCUGGUAUCGACCUUUAGAGCUUUUGCUUGGCUCUAGAGACUAUGACAGGUCUAUUGACAUGUGGAGUGUGGGGUGCAUCUUUGCAGAGCUACUUUUAAUGAGACCUCUUUUCAAUGCUGACAAUGAAAUUCAAGCCAUAGAAAUGAUUCUCAAGUUGCUUGGUGUCUCCUCCGAAGAUAAGGAAAUGUUAAGUCAUCUUCCCUAUUACAAGCAAUACUUUGCGAGUGGAUCUCUGUUAAAAAAGUACGAAAAAGCCAACGCCCACGAUAAUUUCAUGAACUUGUUCGAAUAUGCAGGAGUGGAUGAGGCAGCCAUUGACCUCAUUGAGGGUCUUCUAAAAUUGAAUCCACGAAAACGACUCACAGUUAAACAAGCUCUUAAUCAUCGAUAUUUCAAAAUUCAUCCACCUGCUGCCUCUCUCGACCAAAUGCCAAGCUUUUUAUUUUCACACCGUUCUCCACAACAUCACAAGCGUCAUCAUCAUUAUCAUCGAAGGUACAAUAGAUAUGCAGAAGAGGAUCACCAUCGCGGUCAUGAUUCACAUGAUAGUUACCGAGAGGAUCGAUACCGUAGUCACUAUCACACUGAGAAUGUAUUUGAUGGAGGAAAUGGCUCCUCUCGGUAUCAUGGUUCUAACAUGGAUCACCAACAUCACAAACGAAGUUAUCAACCUACGGACCGAUCGUAUGACCGUGACAACCCUCACCACCUUCCUUCCAAUACAGACCGAACCAAUCAUAAGCGUUAUAAACACUUUGAAUAA